GCGGUGAGCGCCCGACGAGUGUCUAAGGAGCUAUGGACAUGACAGUGCGGGUAGUAGUGUGCGAGGCGCGGACCUACGACCACGACUGUGACUCAAGCCUAUAGCUAUAGCCUCACCGCUCUUCUUUUCCCUUCAAGUUGAAACUUUUCUUCCAAGAUAGAGAAAAACGGAGUCACCAUCGCUCACUACGAGGUCCCGGUAUGGGAGAGUAGAGGGGGGCCGGGGGCCCAGCGGCCGGCCAAUCAGAGGGCUCGUGUCUUAUGAUGUCAUCAGAGGAGGAGGCAGACUGCUUCGGUUUGUACGGCGACAAACUAUCCAAGAAAGCGAAACGAGCCAGACAGCGCGUGGACGCCGGCGAGCCGCGUAACAGCUACUCCUCGAUCCCCAACUUCAGUUCGCGUCCGAGUUUCUUCACCGGUGGUUUAUACGGUGCUUUCUUCCAACAGAACCAGCAACAGUUCGGGAUCUUCGGGCCGGGCUUCGCGCCCAAGAUGCUCAACGAGUUACUGGGCAGACAAGUGAAGGACGCAGCGACUCCUGGUGACACCAUGAUGACGAUGGACUCCGACAACUUCGACUGUUCGACCGUGAUCCGACGAGGACUGGAGGAUAACGGAUCUCCGCCACCAGGUGAUAUCGCGCAUCACAUGCUCAGGGACAUUCUUCAGGGACGUAAAAAGGAACUGUUGGCACUCGAGCAAGAGUUGCGGGUAGUGAACGCGUUGGGGGGCACCGAGCCCCCUUCCCCGGACAAUAACAACAGUAUAAACAAUAAUAACAACAACGAGUUGAAAAACGGUGCUGUGACAAACAAUGGUGAAGUGAGUGAAGAUUGUGGGAAGGAUUCUAUGGUGAACGGAGGUGCGGAUUCGGACAGUGGAGAUGACGAGCAGGCGGGUGAGGACCAGAGCGGACCACAGUCACAGGAUCCACGGGCCUCGGAGGAUGCGGUGCAAGGAUCUGACUCUGAACCAGGCUCUCCCACACCACAGGACGACACUGAGGAAAACUCAGGUAAUAAAGAUACCAGUAUUAAAACAGAACAAAUAGAAUUGAAAAGAGCGAGGGUAGAAAAUAUUGUUUCUUCAAUGAGGUCUAGUCCCUCUCUUCCAACUCAAGUCAAUGGCUGUAAAAAACGUAAGAGGUAUCAUCCUCAGCAGCACGAUAAUAGUGCAGCGGAGCGGUACGCCGCUCUUGGCAUCAAUAUGAAUGCGGCUAUGCUUAUAGACGAUGAUGAGGAAGAUGAGGUAGAACCUAACGAGAUUAGACAGAAAAGAGUAGAGAAAGAUGCGUUAAAAACUCAGCUAAGAACCAUGCAAGAGCAGUUAGCAGAAAUGCAACAAAAAUAUGUUCAGCUUUGUACUAGGAUGGAUCAAGAAUCCGAGUGUCAAGAUAAUGAUGAUGCAUCUAGUGAUAUGGAGCAGGAGGUCAGUAAUUUAACUAUUCCCGACAAGCCAGCGACUUCAUCGUCGGCUUCUACCCCAGUUAAAGACAAUAUUACCAACACUCCCGCAUCUACUCCUGUUAGCCAACCAAUAAUGUCUCCCGCAAUAAGCAAAAUGUUACCAUCUAAACUCCACCCUCCUCCACACCUGCCUCAGCAUCUUCCCAUACCCCCGACCUUCAAUGGAGCCCUGUCCUUACUACAACAACAGGUGUUACAAGAGCAGCAACACGGCCCUCCUCACGGACCUUUACCUCACCAUCAUCUCCACCCUCACCCUCAGAUGAACCCUCACCAUGCUCUAAGUAACGCUGCUGCGAUGUACCUGGGAGUUAGCCAUAAGUUGUACAUGGAACAAGAGGCUCGUAUGAAGGAGGUUGCCAUGGCCGCUGAACAACACCAACAUCAGCAGCACAUGAGUCAACAACACCACGGCCAUCAACAGCACAUGAUGAGUCAUCAUCAACAACAGCAGCAGUCCGGGCAUCAACAACAAGCUCCUCAGCCUCCUCAACAACAGAUUCAACAACAACAACAAGGCAGUCAAACACCUCACAGCCAGCCAUCAACUCCACAUCCUCCUAACCCCACCCAAUCGUCUACCCAAACGCAACCUUCGACUCCCCAUCAAAACCAACAUCCUCAAUCUCAGACAACCCCACAACCCCCACCUCAAUCUAAGACUGCAUCCGAUUUCGCUGAAAGGCUCAGCAUACUCCGGAAUCAAGCGCUUGCUCCGCCUGUCUCUGGGUCCGAUUUGGAAGGGCUCGCAGACGUUCUCAAGACUGAAAUAACAACUUCGCUAUCAAAUCUUAUCGAUUCAAUAAUGUCAAGAUUUGUACAACAACGACGGUUCUUUGGAAAACAGUCGGAAGCUGCGGCUGUAGCGGCCGAACAACUUAACAAAGACUUGCUCCUUGCCUCUCAGCUGUUGGACAGGAAGUCUCCUCGCAGUAAGGUCGUCGAUAGAGGAAACCAAGGACCUCCUGAAAGAACACCAUCUGGUAGCAUGAACGGUUCACCUCAGGCUCAGGGUGGACCCCCACGGUUGAACGGAACAGCGUUCCCGAGCAUGCCAGUACCACAACAUCAUCAAAAUAGCUCAAACAACAGCAACAACAACACCAGCAACCCCGAAAACAACAUAAAUACCAUGAAUCUACCACAUAUAAGGUCAUCAUUGAACCAGGCUAUGUUUCAGCCUCCAAAACCUCCUACGAGCAGCAUGAACUCAGCUGUCGUCCUGUACAACAACAUGAACAGCAUGGCCGGCAACAGCAACCCUUACUGUGUGAGCGACUCCAGAGAAGGUGCGCCAGAACAGAACGAAGCUCUUAGUCUCGUAGUCGUGCCUAAGAAAAAGCGACAUAAGGUGACUGACACGAGAAUAACUCCAAGGACCGUCAGUCGUAUCCUAGCUCAAGAUGGCAUCGGAACUUCUCCUCAGGGAAAUCUCGAUUCGUCUCCAAAAUUCAACAUGAUUCCCUCCACAAGCUCCAGCGGAGGAGACUCCCCGCCUCCUCGCCCGUACCAUCCUCCACCACCUCCCAUGCUGCCAGUUUCAUUACCGACAUCAGUAGCCAUCCCAAACCCCAGUCUUCACGAGUCUCAGGUGUUCUCACCGUACAGUCCGUUCUACGGUCCGCAUCACCAACCUCCUCACAUCCCCUCGGCCAGUCCUCCAGGCAUGGGAGACCUGAGGGAUUCACCACCUCUACACCCACCGACCCUACUACACCCGGCUCUCCUGGCUGCUGCCCAGCACGGCUCCCCGGACUACGGUGGCAUGAGGGCACCCUCGGCCGGCCUGGGAGGUGCCAACGACAGUGUUGAUCGGUCGUCCGACUGCAACUCCGGAGAUGGCCCCUACGACGGCAUCACUCCUACAGAUUCGCCCAGAAACGGGAUCCCCAUGACUCUAAGCUACGGGCUCACUUACGAAGCCUCUAGUUUAGCCUACCUACAAAAGCUAGGGUAUGCUCCAAACGCAAAUGACUCGAGCCAAACAUCUUUGCCUAAAGACGGAUCCUUAACUGAGCCCCACUCGUCCACCCUGACGCCGAUGCAUCUGAGGAAGGCCAAGCUCAUGUUCUUCUGGGUGAGGUACCCGAGCUCCGCGGUGCUCAAGAUGUACUUCCCUGACAUCAAGUUCAACAAGAACAACACGGCGCAGCUCGUCAAGUGGUUCUCCAACUUCAGGGAGUUCUACUACAUCCAGAUGGAGAAGUACGCUCGCCAGGCGGUGAGUGAAGGAGUCAAGUCUGCUGAGGACCUGCAUGUCAGUGGCGACUGUGAGAUAUACAGGGUCCUCAACUUGCACUAUAACCGCAACAACCACAUUGAGGUAUGUGGCCCCCAGGUUCCUCCAAACUUCAGGUACGUGGUGGAGCAAACUCUCAAGGAGUUCUUCAAAGCUAUCCAGUCAGGAAAAGACACGGAACAGUCGUGGAAGAAAUCCAUCUACAAGAUCAUCUCCCGCAUGGACGACCCCGUUCCGGAGUACUUCAAAUCACCCAACUUCCUCGAGCAACUGGAAUAGACACAUUAGUUCUUAAAAAGAAUUUUUACUUUCGAGUUCUCUUCAUUCUCGAUUCUUCGACAAGACAAAACGAAAACCUGUUACCAGCAGGAUAAAUCUGUAAGCUGUUUCGUGUAGUGCGUGAGUAAGACGUGUAUAUAUGUGUUGUGAAUAUCCUGAUCCCCUUGGUUGUUUGUACAUAAGUUAUAUAGAGACUCGAUGAGGCGCUGGUCUAUCAAAUAGACUCGUAUAGUCGUGGAGCAGUGGCAGUGGCAGUGGCAUAGCGCAGAGACGUUACCUUCGCAGUCACCACUUACAUGCGCAGUCCACCAGCACCUACAUUAUUUAUGUUGUAUAAACUAUUAUUUUUUAAGACAAAGAAAAUUAUUAUAUAAUUAUAUUAUUUUCAAAUUUUAUAUGACAUUUGGAAAGUUAUGGAAUAUAUUGUUUUAAUUUAUGUCCUAACUUUGCCACUUUUUGGCAAUUUAAUUUUGGACCUGUUGAAAAGAAAUCUAUUUAAUUUUAAGUUAAAUUUAAAAUUUAUGUAGUUAAGCGAGUUUAUUUGUUAAACAGAGUUUAGGAAUAACUUCAUCCUUUGUGUCGGUUGUGUUUUCAACUUUGUUUUCACCGAGGUUAACUCUGCGAGCUGGUUGAAAACCUGGCUCAAAGUGUGACCCUAUUCCAAAAGUGUGACCUAGUCCUCGACAGAAUAAAGACUGUUUAGAAUUUGUUUGUUGACUGCAAUAGAUAUUGACUGUUGUUGGUCAGUUGGUGAAGCCGCUUGUAAAUCGUAUCCGCCUGGUCUCUGACUUCUCGCCUCACGUUCACUUUGUAUUACGCUAUUAAUAUAUAAAUUAUACCAUAGAAUCAAAAUUGCCAAGUCGUAUGUUCCUAUUUAUAUAUAGAUAAAUUUUUAUAAAUAUGGCUUUAAAACUAUUCUAGUAUAAAGGUUUGUAUAAAAAAGUUUAUUUUGUGUAUUUGGGAUUGACAAUAGCCUACAUCAAAAUGAACUCUGCGGGAAGUCAGAACCAACAAGUAACAUUCCACAAACCAAAAAAAAUUGUUUUGUUUAUAUUCUUUUCAAUACUUUUUAUAGUUUUAUAAUUAUUUCAUUAUUAUUUAGUUAGGAAGUUUCACUUUAUUUUCACCAUUUGCACUGCUUUUGUUCUGAUUUCACGUGAUCUCACACGAUGCAAAUGAAUAUAUUAUUUAAUUAUUUAUUAUAGUUUCUAUUGUUAUUUUAGUUUAAUAUCGAACCAUCAUCAAUUUGUAUCAGUGGAGUGGUGAGUUUUACUAGUCAAAUACACGCAUUUAUUCGAAAACAGGCGUUCUUUGUGUGUUAUCAUUGUCUAUUAUUUCCAGUAUUGUACAAUGUGUUGUUAUUAGCAUAGGAACCCGACUCAAACCUCCCAUCCCGGUUUGUGAUACCUUUUACACCGCUGAGAAAGAAACAAAACUGAAGAUGUUUUGAUACCUGCAAUCCACAAGAUAAUAAUUCCAUUUUUAUGUAAAAUUUACAUAUAGAAGUUCGAUUAAAAGCUUUUCGAUAUUUUCACAGAGUAAAAAGAACACUGGUCGGUUUAGUGUCAAAUUGUGAACAUUUUGUACAGUGACGUUAGCGAAUAUAAAAAUUAUUGAAUUUAAUAUUUAAAUGACGCAUAUGUGUUUAUAUAUAAGACAAAGUAAUUUAAUGAUAUAUAAUGAUAUACUAGGAUGAAGUGUGUGUGCUUUGGUUCUGUGAGAGAUAAUGGCACGGGACCACUCAUUGCCAGAACCAGAACCAGGGACUUCCUUCCCCAACAGCGAAUACAGUUUACAGAUGCUCCUUCCUACCUUCACUCUCCAUGCUCACCCCACGCAAUCAUUGUUCAGGGUAGAAUUAAACUCUUUCAAUUUUAGAAUGAGUAAAUUCAGUUUUUGAGCUAUGAAGAUUACGAAAAACACUUGUCGUGGUCAAUCUAUCUUACCUAAUCUUUAAUUUUACCCUGAACACGUCAGAUAGGUACCGUACCAUCGUUAUUUAACAGCAGGAUUUCCCGACUGGUAACAAUAGUGACAAGGAGUAUUACAGGCCCACCACUUGAAAGACACUUUUGUACUGUAAAAUAUUACCAAAGUGACCUUUAAGUAAACAAUAAGAUGAGAACAGAUCUAGGGCACUCCAAAGUCACUCAACAGAUAGUAUUCAUCCACCCAGCUCUCUUUGGAAUGACACAUCAUAAGAAAAAGAUGCAAAUUGAAUAAUGACGUUCAUUGGGUAAAUGAAAGCACUCUUUGACAAUAUUAAAUAAACUCAGACAUAACUUGUUUAACUUGAUAACUUGUUUAUUUUACUUGUGAAGGUUUAGACCAAAGGUCCAAUCCACCACCUUCACAGGCUACAAAAACACAAAUACAAACUCAGACAUGAGAUAGUUUGCGAUAAUAUUGAAAUAAUCUUGUUUGCAAGAGUAAAUGAGAACUUACAAAAUUAUUAGCAAAAUCAGAUCAUGAUGAGAAUUUGUAAAUCAAAGUACCGGUAUUUUACAUAAAAAUAUCAAUAAUAUUUUGGUAAAUAAAUAAAUUUAUUUGUG
Messenger RNA from Macrosteles quadrilineatus (aster leafhopper), 6535 nucleotides. RefSeq names its product homeobox protein prospero (gene pros). Gene Ontology annotation, molecular function: RNA polymerase II cis-regulatory region sequence-specific DNA binding; DNA-binding transcription factor activity, RNA polymerase II-specific. The transcript has 6 exons. The record is from RefSeq and is a predicted model, not a curated record. The coding region runs from base 261 to 3983 and encodes 1240 amino acids. Lineage: Eukaryota; Metazoa; Arthropoda; Insecta; Hemiptera; Cicadellidae. Gene Ontology annotation, biological process: regulation of transcription by RNA polymerase II. Gene Ontology annotation, cellular component: nucleus.